Molecule: messenger RNA, 3049 nt
Organism: Neopelma chrysocephalum (saffron-crested tyrant-manakin)
Lineage: Eukaryota; Metazoa; Chordata; Aves; Passeriformes; Pipridae
Gene: RRAGC
Product: Ras related GTP binding C
Exons: 7
Coding region: 26-1255 (409 amino acids)
Biological process (GO): regulation of autophagy; cellular response to starvation; positive regulation of TOR signaling
Cellular component (GO): lysosome; nucleus; Gtr1-Gtr2 GTPase complex
Molecular function (GO): GTP binding; GTPase activity
Source: RefSeq, a predicted model, not a curated record
GGCGGGCAGCGGGCUCGGGGCGGACAUGGCGCUGCAGUUUGGCGGGGCGGGCGCGCCGGGCGCGGCUGAGGAACCGACGUUGGUGGGGGGCAGCUUCGGCGCCGCGGACUCGUUCCCCAAGGACUUCGGCUACGGGGAGGAGGAGGAGGAGGCGGAGCUGGAGGGAGGCCCAGGGCCCGGCGGGCCCGGCGGCGGCGCGGGUGGACCGGGCAGCGGCGCGGGCGGGGCGGACUCCAAGCCGCGGAUCUUGCUUAUGGGGCUGCGGCGCAGCGGGAAAUCCUCCAUCCAGAAGGUGGUGUUUCACAAAAUGUCUCCCAAUGAGACACUGUUCUUGGAAAGUACCAACAAAAUCUACAAAGAUGAUAUUUCCAACAGUUCGUUUGUAAAUUUCCAAAUAUGGGAUUUUCCUGGACAGAUGGACUUUUUUGAUCCAACAUUUGAUUAUGAGAUGAUCUUCAGAGGAACAGGUGCUCUAAUAUAUGUUAUCGAUGCCCAGGAUGACUACAUGGAAGCUUUAACAAGACUGCACAUUACAGUUUCAAAAGCUUACAAGGUCAACCCGGAAAUGAACUUUGAAGUUUUUAUUCAUAAAGUUGAUGGUUUAUCAGAUGACCAUAAAAUAGAAACUCAGAGGGAUAUUCAUCAGAGGGCUAAUGAUGAUCUUACAGACGCUGGGCUCGAAAAACUUCACCUUAGCUUUUAUUUGACCAGUAUCUAUGACCAUUCAAUAUUUGAAGCCUUCAGUAAAGUGGUACAGAAGCUCAUUCCACAACUGCCAACCCUGGAAAACCUACUUAAUAUCUUUAUAUCAAAUUCAGGCAUUGAAAAAGCUUUUCUCUUCGAUGUAGUCAGCAAAAUCUACAUUGCAACAGACAGUUCCCCUGUGGACAUGCAGUCAUAUGAGUUGUGCUGUGACAUGAUUGAUGUAGUGAUAGAUGUUUCCUGUAUAUAUGGGUUAAAAGAAGAUGGCACUGGAAGUGCUUAUGAUAAAGAGUCAAUGGCAAUUAUCAAGCUCAAUAACACAACAGUCCUGUACUUAAAGGAAGUAACAAAAUUUUUGGCAUUAGUUUGCAUCCUUAGAGAAGAGAGUUUUGAGCGCAAAGGUUUGAUAGACUACAAUUUUCAUUGCUUCCGCAAAGCCAUUCAUGAAGUCUUUGAAGUAGGUGUUGCCUCCCACAGGAUCUGCAACCAUCAAUCAAGCACCUCAAAUAUGAAAGCAGUGACUCACAAUGGCACACCUAGGAAUGCAGUCUAGAGGAAAGCUAAUGACCUUGGAUAGACUUGUCAGCUCUUCACUCCAAAGUUUUGUGGAACAAGAGAAGAGUAGUCUGAAAGCCUGAAGUAUGUUUCAGAGGAGAAGAGUGGUCCUAACUGUGGAACAGCAGCUUGUAACUGAUGUUGGACAACUGAAAGUACUGUAAAAAUACUUUGAGGCCAGUGGAGUUAGGAAUGCUGGUUAAAACCAGCUGUAUUACAAAUGCAGUAGUUUUUCGGUUUGGAAUCCUAUUUUAACAGUCUGUCUCUGACUGAUUGCCUGGUCAAAACUUAAAAACAAUUGAGUUGAGUUUUCUGUGAAACACUGAAUAGUCACUUGCUCAACUUUUUUUAUUAUUAUUAUUUUAAAUUAAUCUGUAGAAUAUCCUCUUUUGCUUAAGUUUACCCUUUUGCCAUGCAAAAAAGAAAAAAUUAGUGUUAUUAAGGCUUGUGAAACUCAGGCUUUUUGCUUGCUGAGGCUGGUCUCACAAAUCAUUCCAUUAAGUAGCUCUUGCUGGUGUGCUCAUAAUAUUCUUGUGAAUUCUGUGUUUGUUAAGUGGAUGCAAGGUAGAGCUCUGUUCUAGUGAUUAUGUGUUUGUUUAGAGAACUGACCUGGGGCUUCAUUUUAAGAGAUCAUGAUACUUCUCUUUCAGACCGCAGUUCUUGGUAUGUCCCCUUUGAUGGAAGGGAAGCAUUAAAAUCAGAAAUAAACUACCUGCUCUCUUUUGCAAAAACAUGGAUGUCAUAAAUCUGUGUGAUUAAUCCUGUUGAUGAAACAACUGCAUGGCUAACUGAACUGAAAUUUCUGCCAUCUGUUGAAAUAAAGCAAUCACUUUCAGCUAUUCCUAAGCAAAGAAAAAUGACAAAGUUACUGGUGGAUCUCUUUCCACUCUGGCUGAUAAUCAAGGCAAUUCCUAGGAAAAUGUCUGAGGGUGUUAUCCAUGCAUGGCAAUUAAGUAUCGAUCUGCCAUAACUACUAAUAAUACUGAACUUUGGAAGCAUGUUGAUUCUGUACUAUGACAAACACCUUCUUGUUUGUCACCGGGCUGACUAGAACAGUGUUUUUUCUGAUUUUGUGAAUGCUUACUUUCAUACUAUGGGCAGUAUAUCUGAAUUCUUUAAUUUAUUGAUAUUUGUAUUAUUACAGUAGAUAUCAUACUAUACAUCAGCCUUGCUAUGCAGUAAGCUCAGCCACUGGUCCAUAAAGAUCUUGCCUCUCUUUACCCGUCCCUAUGUGUGUAUAGGUGUUGCAAAGCCAUUGGACCAACUAUACAAGUGCCACUAUAAAAGUCUGUGCAAGAAGAAUUAACUGUAAGCAAUCUCUGCAGCUGGUGUAUUUAUGUGGUCAGAAGUAACCAUGGGAAUGCUUCUGUGCUUAUAGAAAGAACUUUAACUGAAUUAUGUAAAAAUGAAUAUACAUGCAUUAACGUUAGGGUAUAUGCACAUACUGAAUAAAUGUUUUUUUUUUACAGCAGGAGACUUUGGAAUUCAAGUGCUCUAGGUCAGUUCUCUUAAACCUAGGCUGAGCCCCUUUUUGGUAAUGAAACUGCAGAGUUGUUUAUUUUAAGGAAGUGCUGGAGGCUUGUAAGAUUGGGUUUUGUAGUUUGCAAGCACUGUCAGAGUAUUCUAGUACUAAAGGUAAGAGGAGAAGUAAUUGGCGAGAUCACAGGAAGAAUGAAAUAAUUCCCAUUUGUGCAGUGAAUUUUCCAUGUUCUAAGUACAUGUGUACGUUCUCUUUGUUUUCACCCACUACAGGAUUUUGUGCUAAUAAAAUGAAAAAAAAGGCAAACUGUAA